Molecule: messenger RNA, 915 nt
Organism: Aspergillus tanneri
Lineage: Eukaryota; Fungi; Ascomycota; Eurotiomycetes; Eurotiales; Aspergillaceae
Product: HMG-box domain-containing protein
Exons: 3
Coding region: 1-915 (304 amino acids)
Biological process (GO): cell differentiation; anatomical structure morphogenesis; negative regulation of transcription by RNA polymerase II
Molecular function (GO): DNA-binding transcription factor activity, RNA polymerase II-specific; RNA polymerase II cis-regulatory region sequence-specific DNA binding
Source: RefSeq, a predicted model, not a curated record
AUGACUGCUCUACCUAUCGACGUGAAGUCAACUGUUGACUCCACCGACAAGCUCACAGAGCUUCUUUGGCAGGAUGCUUUGCGUCAUCUCGAGUCUACGAACAACGAAGUCCUCUUGCCAAUUAAUAUCACCGACUUGAUCGGCCAGCGUAAUGUCGACAAAAUAAAGUCCCGUCUUGGUGCUCUCAUUGGCGCUCCUGUUGUGGCUUUCGUUGACGAGUCUAUCAACGCCCUUCGUGUCAUGCGCACCCCAGCCUUUUCAGGCACGAAUGUUUCAGUUGCGUCUCAUGAUAUAAUGCUCAAUUUGGAAGGGGAAACUACUGGGUUUCCCGCGAAAAUGCAAGGAAAGUCUUCUUUGCCUACGAAAUCCGCCAAAGUCCCUCGCCCGCCCAAUGCCUUCAUCCUAUAUCGUCAGUACCAUCAUUCUCGAGUCAAAGAAGCAUAUCCUGCUUUUUCCAACAAUGAGAUUUCUGUAAUAUUGGGAAAGCAGUGGAAAGCCGAACCCGAUGACGUAAAGGUGCAGUUUCGGCAGCAGGCCGAGGAACUGAAGAAGAAACAUGCCGAAGAACACCCAGACUACCACUACUCUCCUCGCAAGCCCUCUGAGAGAAAGCGCCGAGCUUCCUCACGCCAGCAUCACAAGACCAGCCAGUGCGCCAAGUCUCCCCUGUCGGCCAACAAAGCCUUAAAUGUGUCGACCCCCACUAUGUAUCCUGAGAUAGAGAUGGGCAUGCCUGUAGACAAUAUCUUAGACCCCUUAAACAUGAUUAUACCUUCUGAGCAGUUUGACUUUGAUUCAGCGACAUUUAAUAGUCUGAUCCAGCAGGUGCACGAGGACUACAACAAGGCAAAUCUGUUCCCCCCGCAUAUGAGCGAGUCUUUGGAAUUCUCUGAUUUUAUCACCGAUUGCUACUGA